AUGUUGAAUGAAAAGCCUCCUUAUUACAAGUAUCCAACAAAAAAGCCACUUUUUACACGAACUACAACUUGGCUGAUGAAUACUGACGAGGAUAUCGAUGAGGAUGGCGACGAUGAUGAUGGUGGUGAUGAUGAUGUGAAUGAAGACAAUGCCAGGGGAGAAGAAAGAAGCUCUAACAGAAAUGACGGUAUUAGUAGUAGUAGUAGCAGUAAGGAAUCCUCCCCAAAUUGGAAAAUAAAAGAUAGCCACAAAGAGAAUCUUAAGAGUAGAACAGUGAAUUCAACCAAAUCCGUGUCCAAAAAACUACCGCCUACUCUAAAGAAGAAGAAGAACAAUGAUCAGGACUCACAUUUAUAUCAUUUAUUCCAAGGGAGAUUUAUUUCACGUAUCACCAAAAAUAAACCACUUCAAUCAAUUAUUUUAGGAUCGAAAAUCUCAGCUAUAGCAUUGAAUCCAGCACAAAUAUCUCGAUCGUAUAGUACAAGUGCACUGUAUGAUGAUAGGUGUAUUGAAGAAAGUAUUUUUGAUCAAGGAUUACAAAGACUAUCAAAAAAUUUCGAAAUUUCUAACCUAUUAUCAAAUGAGAAUUCGACAAAAUACUUCUGUGGAAGAAAGCCUCAAAAGUAUUUGUCUUCAAAGGCUUCAUUUAUUAGUAGAAUCAAGAAGAAUUCUCAAUCUACGGUUGGUAGACAUUUAUCCUAUAUUGAACCAUCCCACUCAGAAUUAAUAUUAAUUCGAAAAAAUGGUUUACAUCAUACCUAUAGUAUCUAUCAGUUGGAUAAACAUUCGUUGAAUCCAAUUAGAAUAUUUCCAAUGCAUCCACAUACACCAAGACGAUGUGCUUGUUGUACGCCGAAGGAAAAUCAAGCCUUCAUGACAACAGAUUCUUUAUAUCCUUAUUGUUCAUACAAUCAUUUUGCAGACCGGUCAUCAGGAAUACAAUCUGGGAUAUAUGAUACAAAUCAACAAUCGUCUACUUGUCGUUCAUUUCAACAGAUCACAACAGAUAAUGAUGAUGAUGAUGAUGCGAAAUCAUUGAUCAGCAAGAUUAGUAUGAAACAAGAUCAUCGUCAACAAAGUAAGCGACCCGAUCAAUUGCACGGGGAUUGUGAUGAUGAGACAGUCAACCCCACACAUGAAGUGAUUACUCAUCAAAAUAAAAUCAUUCAAACUGACAGUUGUUUACUACAACCAGCCGGAUAUAAACAGAAAGGCGUACAAACUGAUCUCAUUUAUUGUGUUCGAUCUGCAUACGGUGGGGCAAUCAAGGUAUAUAAUAAUCAUCCACAGAAUAUGAAUACAAAAUUAGAGUAUUGUCGACAGACGAGUAAGAAAACACUAGCAUUAUUGAAGAAAGGGAAUUUUCGAAAGAGAAGGACAACAACGGCAACAACAACAACAGCGGCGACAGCGAAAGCGACAGAGAGACAUAGAAAAUUGUAUAAACCGGUGAAAUAUUUUUCAGUAAGUCCAAUGAGAAAAUAUUAUCCUCUGACAGCUGGAAAGACAAAACCCUACCGGAUGAUGAAUAAAUUUGCGGAUAAAUAAUUGUCGAGAAACGCAUCCUUCUGGAAGGUGUUCAGUUGGCUUUCAUUUUAUGUCUUCUGUUAAAUUCAGUUUUUAUUUUAUUCGUAUUUUAUCCAUCAUUAUUUUACUGUUUCCGCGUGGAUUGAAUGUCACUAUAUAUACAUGCCUGUUUUGGUUAAUUUAUUUAUUGAUUGAUUAGAAGGUGUGAAUACUUGUCUACAUGAUGAAGGUCUGUUCU
Molecule: messenger RNA, 1765 nt
Organism: Trichobilharzia regenti
Lineage: Eukaryota; Metazoa; Platyhelminthes; Trematoda; Strigeidida; Schistosomatidae
Source: the annotation of a GenBank genome assembly